AUGUUGUCGCCUUUCUUGUUUUCUUCCGUUUGUUUCAUCGCCAUUUUGUCCGCCCACACGCAAACGUUUCACACUUCGUCCAGGCAUCUACAUCCAGAACUGGAUCCGUACGACGAAAGCGAUUCAAUCGAAGGGGAUACAACGUUCGGUGGCGGUCCAACCGGCCCGCCAGUGCCUUAUCCGACACUAGACGACGAAGAAAUGGAUGAACCACUUGGUACAUUUGAUGUGGAAGCAUUUCGCAAACAUUCGCUGUAUGAACCUUGGAGCAAAGCUUCGAGGUACAUGAACGAGAAACUGAGAUUCAUCACCAAGUACAUUCCUCUGACGCCAGGUCCAACCGGUCCCCCUGGACCGCCAGGACCUACGGGACCAACAGGAGCAACAGGGCCGACUGGGCCAGACGGCCCCACAGGCCCUACAGGGCCAACGGGGCCUCCUGGUGCAGCCGGAGCUGAUGGGGCGAACGGGGUAAACGGUGCGAACGGAGCACCUGGCGCUAAUGGCGCACCUGGGGGAGCUGGACCAGACGGCACUCCUGGCACGGACGGUACAGGUGGCACUCCAGGUGCCGCUGGAGCGGAUGGAACACCGGCUACCUCUAGCGCAACAGCUGGAGGAGGAGGAGGCGGAGGAGGUGGUGGCGCUGCUGAUGGCACUACAGCAGGUGGUGCCGGCGGCGCGGGCGGUGCUCGUUCUUUGCGCGCAUUCAACCUGCCAGUGGGUCCACCAACACCCGAGGCAGAUAGGCAGCGUCGUUCUGUACGCCAUGACGCAUCACCUGCAUUUCGUAAGAAAUCUCAGUUAGAGCCUUGGUAUAAAGCAUCCAGAUAUGUCAGCGAGAAAUUGCGAAUUUUCACCAAAUACAUUUCAAUAACACCUGGACCAACAGGACCACCUGGUCCCACGGGACCUACUGGCCCUACAGGCCCGACGGGUCCUACUGGGCCGACAGGACCUACCGGCGCUGCUGGGGCCAUAGGGGCGGCUGGGCCGGCUGGUCCGAAUGGAGCUGCUGGUCAAGAUGGACAGGCUGGUGUAGAUGGCGCUGCGGGUGUUGACGGUGUGGUGGGCGCCCCCGGUUCUGACGGUGCCAACGGGGCAGACGGGGCAGACGGCGCCGCCGGUGCAGCUGGUGGAGGUGGAUCUUCCUCUUCGUCCGCUGCCGGAGGAGGUGGCGGAGGUGGUGGUGGAGGAGGUCGUCGCUCGUUCGAUGCCUACCGCUUUGUAUCGGAAGGCCCCAUUGGACCACCAUCGCCCUAUGAAGACGAUCCUUACGGUCCCGUUGACAGAUUGCUUGAACGCGGAGAGAGGGCGCUAGUUAGCUUACUUGACCACAAUGCCGCAUGGCAGCCGUGGUACAAGGCGGGCAGAUACGUCGUCAAUAAACUCAGGUUCUUCCAAACGUAUUUCCCGUUAACGGGACCCACAGGGCCUACAGGGCCGCCUGGCUCUCCAGGUCCAACAGGACCUCCAGGACCGACGGGACCUACGGGGGCAAUAGGACCGACUGGACCAGACGGUCCUGCGGGUCCACCAGGACCACCAGGCAAUGACGGCAUACCCGGCGUUCCUGGCGUCAAUGGCGCUGCAGGCACUCCUGGAGCUGCUGGACCACCCGGAGCGGACGGUGUUCCUGGCGUACCGGGGGUACCAGGCGCGUCCGGCGCACCUGGCGCAGGUGGAGGAUCUUCGUCUUCAUCUGCGGCAGGAGGAGGCGGCGGCGGAGGUGGUGGUGGUGGCCGAGCCUUCGAUUUAAUUCCUUCGCCCAAUUAUCUGAAAAAUCGUCCCAUAUCCUGAAAUGUCCGUCAAUGU
Messenger RNA from Daphnia carinata, 1815 nucleotides. RefSeq names its product collagen alpha-1(I) chain-like. NCBI's taxonomy places the organism in Eukaryota, Metazoa, Arthropoda, Branchiopoda, Diplostraca, Daphniidae. The transcript is spliced from 8 exons. Bases 1 to 1800 code for a protein of 599 amino acids. The record is from RefSeq and is a predicted model, not a curated record.